Messenger RNA from Arachis stenosperma, 2529 nucleotides. RefSeq names its product splicing factor U2af small subunit B-like. Bases 260 to 1126 code for a protein of 288 amino acids. The record is from RefSeq and is a predicted model, not a curated record. The transcript has 3 exons. Gene Ontology annotation, molecular function: pre-mRNA 3'-splice site binding; metal ion binding. Gene Ontology annotation, cellular component: U2AF complex; spliceosomal complex. Lineage: Eukaryota; Viridiplantae; Streptophyta; Magnoliopsida; Fabales; Fabaceae. Gene Ontology annotation, biological process: mRNA splicing, via spliceosome.
CUUCACUUGUUCCGUUCUUAAUUUUUCCAUAAUAAUCCAAUCUCACAAGGACUGGAAGCAGCGACACCUCCUUCAACUUUCUCUCAGAUCCGGCUUCUUCCGCCUUCACCCAUUUCACCAAUCACCUCUCUUUUCUUACCAAAUAAACCUCCCUCUUCUCUCUUACAUUUAGGGUUCCCAAAACCCUAUCAAGAUUCAAGAAUACACAAAACCCUAUCAAGAAUAACACGGCAAGAAGAAGAGGAGGCAGCAUCACAUCAUGGCGGAGCACCUUGCAUCGAUAUUCGGAACAGAGAAGGACCGCGUCAACUGUCCAUUCUACUUCAAGAUCGGAGCGUGCCGCCACGGCGACCGCUGCUCCCGCCUCCACAACCGCCCUACGAUCUCGCCAACUCUCCUCCUCUCCAACAUGUACCAGCGCCCUGACAUGAUUACCCCCGGCGUCGACCCUAACGGCCAGCCUCUCGACCCUCGCAAGAUCCAGCAGCACUUCGAAGACUUCUACGAGGACAUCUUCGAGGAGCUCUCGAAGUUCGGCCACAUCGAGUGCCUUAACGUCUGCGAUAAUCUUGCUGACCACAUGAUCGGAAACGUCUACGUCCAGUUCCGCGAGGAGGAUGAAGCCGCCGCCGCACUCGCCGCCCUGCACGGCAGAUUCUACUCUGGCCGCCCUAUAAUUGCUGAUUUCUCACCUGUUACUGACUUUCGUGAGGCCACGUGUCGCCAGUUUGAGGAGAACAGCUGCAACCGUGGCGGUUACUGCAAUUUCAUGCAUGUUAAGUUGAUUGGUAGGGAGCUUAGGAGGAAGCUUUUUGGCCGGUACCGCGGCGGAGGAAGGUAUCAUAUUAGCCGCAGCCGAAGCAGGAGCCGGAGCGCGAGUCCGCGGCAUAGGAGGGAGAGGGAUUACGAUAGGCGUGACAGGGAGAAGGAUUAUAGGAAAGGGAGCAGGGACAGGCAUGAUAGGGACAGGGAUAGGGGAAGGGAGAGAGAUGGCAGCGGCGGCAGGAGGAGGCAUGGGAGUCCUGGGAGGAAGAGCAGGAGCGGCAGCCCCCCGGCGAGGGAAGGGAGCGAGGAGAGGCGGGCGAGGAUCGAGCAGUGGAACAGAGAGAGGGAGGAGAAGCAGUGAACCUGAAGUGAUUGUUGGUAUUAUUUUUGAAGUGGUUGUGAAUCUUGAUGAACCUAACAUUGUGUUUUUUAAUUUUAAGUUGCUUUGUGACUUGAGGAUAGGUGCUUAGGGGGAUUGGUUGUGCAGCUGGUGUUCUUGGGAUGUAGGAUUUGCAGUUCAAAAGAUUAACCAGAUUGGGGUUGAAUUGCCUCCUCACUAUAGGUGUAUAAAGGCAUGUUUUGAGGGAAGUGUUGUUGAUGAUUCCAAGUGUAAUACUACAAAUAUGGGACAACUAAGAUGGGCUAUUUAUGAUCUGUGGGAUUUCUUAUUUCUGCCGCUUAGGCUAUAGUGGUGUUUGAGCUCUCCUAAUUCCUAGGCUGACCAGAUACAGCUUAGUCUUUGCCAUCAAUUUGGCUACUCUGAUUGCUUUAGGUUAAGCAUUGCAACCUAGUUUUCAUGGGCUUCUUGAGCGAAGGUAUCACAUAAGAAAAAAUUGUUGUUCACUCGUCAACAAGGAUGGCCACUAAUAGCCUAUGAUGUAGCAGUAGGUACCUGCAACCAAAAUCCAAGAAAAUGCCAGGUAGUUGUAUACUUGGCGUACCAUAUUCCUAGUUUUCGUUAGGCUUCCUCUGAUGAUAGCUUAAAUUUCUGCUGUAGGGUGUAGAUUGAUACUUAGGAAUUGGCUGGAUGUUUGUUAUUUUAUGGGUAAUAGCAUUGCUUCCAUAAGUGUGCACUAUCCAUGGGGAAGAAGUUUGAGAUCAGCUUUAUUCAAAUUAGGAGUCCCUUCUUAGCAUAAGUGAGAGAAUUUUUCAAGCAAUUCUCUUCUAGACUAUUUACAAACUCGAGUGAAUUUUGGUAUCCUCAAACAGGACUAAAUAGGCAUAGGCUUAUUGUGGAUUGAUUAGUGAAGUUCAUCCAGCAGGUCUAAAUACUUUAUACUAGAUUGCACAAAGUUUGGAGAUCCCUGUAAAAAUUCUUCGUGGAUUACGGCGACAGCAGGCAUCAUGGGCAUUUCUUGGAAAAGGAACUCUUAAACAUUUGAAGAAAGGAUUUAUACUUAUUCACCAUGUGUAGUGCAUUAUUGAUACAUGGAAUAACUGUUGUGCAUUUUUGCAUGUUCUUAAUGAGAACCUUUUUAAAGGAUCUGAGUAUGCAAGUGUACACUUCACAUUUACAUCUGAUUCUGCCUGUUGGGGCAUACAUUAUUAAUGCUACAGUUUGGUUAAACCGUUAAAGGUUAGUUGCCUAGUUUUAAUGUGGUUUCUAAUGUUACAGACUUAGGGAUUUAUGUGGUCGUUUUUACUUGAAAGACCAUUGGGAAUGGCUUCGGUUAUCUUGGAUUGUAGUCAGUUGUAAUAUAAGCGAAAUAUAAAAUAUGAUUGGAAGACUCUUGUAUUGUUUGGAAUUGUUUCAUGAGUUUUUGA